Astyanax mexicanus (Mexican tetra) is the source of this 1924-nucleotide messenger RNA. RefSeq lists its product as uncharacterized. Gene Ontology annotation, biological process: regulation of DNA-templated transcription. Lineage: Eukaryota; Metazoa; Chordata; Actinopteri; Characiformes; Acestrorhamphidae. Gene Ontology annotation, molecular function: DNA binding. Bases 944 to 1924 code for a protein of 326 amino acids. The record is from RefSeq and is a predicted model, not a curated record. The transcript has 3 exons.
GCCCAAACUGUUAAAAUAGGUAUAAAUCUAUACUGAUGGGCGUGGUGGUGUUCAGGUACAUUUUUGGUGUAUUGUUAUCUUGGAAACAGAAAACACAGGUGCACCACUGACUGAUUAAAAUCCUGAAAACAGUGAAAUGUCAGAUGUCCAUACCUAUCUUAGCUGCGCAAGCAUGCCACACUGCAGCGUGCAAACCCAACUUUUACAUCAACAAUAAUCAGAAUACUAAAUAAAAUAGCAUUGCUGUUCCCAUAAGUGAGCUGCUGGCAAAACUUCACAGCAUGAACAAGCAGAUUAGUUUUCUCUACUGAGAAGCUUUGGACACGUCCAGGUAGCAAGACAUGAUGUGAUUAGGGCCAGGGUCAGACUACUCCUAGUUCAUUUUUAUUUCAUUCAAUUUAAUGUAAUUAUUUUUAGAACGAUCGCAAGGCAUGCUGCGGUGCUCUGAGGUGCUCUGAGGACUUCAACAGUACAACAGUACUAUUAUUGGGUGCUAUUCUGUGCGGCAAUCUCAGCGUGUGAUGACCUUUACAGUUCUGAACAGAGUCGCCCUCCCACACUGCUGGUGAGACCCCCCCACACUCAGUUUACAGUUUUUCUCAAUUGCUAAAACACUAAACCCGGUUGUCUGAACCAAAUGCUCAGUGCCCUGAACCCAUUUAUUGAAAUGGUCAAUCUUUUGGCAGAACCUUAAGCACUUUUCACCUAGUUAGACACUUGCAACAACAACUUGCAAACAUAUUUUCACCCACUAAAACACAUUUGGCACUCUGAUGCACUUGGGCUGCAUAAUGUUAAGCACAGCUGGCAAAAGGGAAAUUCAAUGAAAGCACAGGUGUUUCAACUUAAACACUGCAACUCAAAAUUGAUAACACAUGUGACUAAUGAGGUGAAGACACCAAUAUAAGCCAGUCCAUGGGGCCCUGUUUGUUGAAGUCUCACUAUGGACAGAAACAAUCAGAGAGGCAGAGUAAGAGUAAGAGGUGGAAGAGGAGGAAGGGGAGGUAUGAGACGAAGAACAAAUAUUUCAGAUGAAAUACGGGCAACUGUCAUAGACCAUGUUCUUGUCCACGGGUUGACAAUGAGGGAAGCGGGACUUCGAGUUCAGCCCAACCUAAGCAGAUUCACUGUGUCCACCAUAGUCCGAAGAUUCAGAGAAGAGAACAGAAUUACCAGAUUGCCACAUCAGGGAGGGAGGCCAUCUAUGUUGUCCCCACGCCAAGAGACCCUCAUUGUUGACAUGGUCCGUCAGAACAAUUCAGUCAAACUCUGUGAAAUACAGCAGAAGAUCAUUGACGACCAUGUUGAUUUUGAAGGCAUCACCAGUAUCAGCAUUUCCACCAUUGAUCGUGUCCUAAAACGCAACAGGAUGCGGAUGAAGCAACUGUACAGAGUACCCUUUGAGCGCAACUCAGAAAGGGUCAAGGAGCAAAGAUUCCACUAUGUACAGAGAGUGUUUCAACUGGAUUCCUCAGAACAACCACAUGAAUAUAUUUAUAUGGAUGAAGCUGGGUUCAAUCUGACCAAAAGGAGGAGGAGAGGCCGGAAUGUGAUUGGCCAACGAGCCAUUGUUACAGUUCCUGGCCAGCGUGGUGGCAAUGUCACUUUAUGUGCUGCAAUCAGCAAUCAUGGUGUUCUCCACCAUCAUGCCACAUUGGGGCCAUACAACACUCAACACCUCCUGACAUUUUUAAGUGAUCUUCGGGAUAUUGUGUUAGGGUUUCAGCAGCAGGAUCAUGAACAGACAGAGCAUCCUGUCUAUGUCAUUGUGUGGGAUAAUGUGAGUUUUCACCAUGCCGUGCAGGUCAGAGAGUGGUUCACUAGAAACCAAGAAUUCCUGAAUGUUUUCCUACCACCAUACUCCCCUUUCCUCAAUCCAACAGAGGAGUUCUUCUCUGCAUGGCGCUGGAAGGUUUAUGACUGA